AUCCAAGUGGAUCCGCCUCUUACCUUUUCCCAUCUCCAGAGCAAGGGAGCGUGGGGACCUCUCCCCUUCCUCCUGCCUUGCCCCUCGCCGGAGGGGCUCCACCUCCACCCGCGCUCCCAGGGUAUUUGUUGGUUGCGCGCCGCCCAGCCCCAGCCGCACUCGCUGCCUGGCUCGGAGAGUACCGGGGCGCCCCUCGGCCGUGCUGUGCUCCCGGCGCCUGCUGCCAUGGGACCCAAGGCCGCCUCCGGCUUCUACCUGGGCAGGAAGCCCGCCGCCCUGCUCGCGCUGCUGCUGGCCGCGCUGCUGCUGGCCCUGGCCGUGCUGGGGGCUCUGUACGGGCGCUGCCUGCAGGAGGUGGAGGCGCUGCGGGCGGCAGCGGCUCCCCCCUCGCCCACAGCCGGCCCGAAGGAGGAGGACGCCGGCUGCUGCCCCCCCAGCCCCAGCCCCAGCCCCGGCAGCACGCGCCCGCCGGGGGCCUGGGACAACUCCCGCCUGCCCCGCGCUCUGCUGCCCCUGCACUACGAGCUGCGGCUCUGGCCCCGCGUGAGCCCCGGCCAGCCCGGCCCCUUUGCCUUCUCCGGGCAGGUGAACAUCACGGUGCGCUGCGCCCAGGACACGGCCACCGUCCUGCUGCACAGCGCCGAGCUGGAGCUGUGGGGCGCGGCCGUGCGGGGGCCCCUGCCCGAGGGGCCGGCCGGUGGCGGCAGCAUCGAGGUGGCGGAGCUGUGGCUGGAGGAGCGGCAGGAGUACGCGGUGCUGGCGCUGCGGCGGAGCCUGCGGGCCGGCGGGCGCUACGUGCUGCAGCUCAGCUUCAGGGGGCCCCUGAGCGAGGAUCUGGACGGGCUCUUCCUCACCCGCUACACGGACCAGGGACAGAGCAGUAUGCUGAUUGCAUCACAGCUUGAACCAACAUAUGCCAGGACUGUUUAUCCCUGCUUUGAUGAACCUGCCAUGAAGGCAACCUUUAAUAUCAUAAUUGUCCAUCAUCCCAGUUACGUGGCCCUUUCCAACAUGCCUGCUAUAGAUACAUCUGAAAUGAAAGAUGAGAAUGGAAGCCUAUGGACUGUUACCACAUUUAAUACGACACUGAAAAUGUCAACUUAUCUAACUGCUUUUGUGGUUUGUGACUUUGAUUACAUCACCAGGACUGAAAGGGGCAAUGAGAUACGUAUUUGGGGUCGGAAAGAAGCAAUUAAAAAUGGGUAUGCUGAAUAUGCUUUAAAUAUCACAGGCCCACUCUUUUCAUUUCUGGAAGAUUUAUUUAACGUCAGCUACCCGCUUUCAAAAACAGAUCUGGUUGCACUGCCUGAUUUUGGAGCAGGUGCUAUGGAAAACUGGGGGCUAAUUACUUUCCAAGAAUCAUCCUUGAUGUACAUCCCAAGUGAUCAAUCCGGAGGCAAAAAGGCUAUGAUUUGCCUAAUUGUUUCACAUGAGCUAGGACACCAGUGGUUUGGAAAUCUGGUUACCAUGAGUUGGUGGAAUGAUCUAUGGCUUAAUGAAGGAUUUGCAUCUUACUUUGAAUACGUUGGUGCUAGCUACAUGGAACCCAGACUACCACUGGGACAUCUGAAGCACCUAAAACUGCACUCCUUUGGAUGGCUAUUGUGUUAUUUAGUCUUUCAACAUAGGAAACAGAGAACACUGAAUGUGUCUUGCCAGAUAAGUGAAGCAAGAACUGAUUGUACUCGAAAUAAUAAAAUCUUUUAUUAUCACAUGUUACAACCUGUCUUAAGGGAAGAUAAAGAAAUAGCAGCUCGGUCAUUAUCAACAAGAGAAGAAAAAAUCAAAGGAACCUUUUCACUAGUUGGCCUAUUUGAUAUCUUCACUUACAGCAAGGGGGCCUCCAUUGUCUGGAUGCUUUCCAGCUUUCUGACUGAGAGACUGUUUAACAAAGCACUCAAUUCAUACCUGAAAGCAUUUUCCUUUUCAAGUGUUAACCAAGAUGAUCUGUGGACUCACAUACAAAUGGUUGUAGAUGCACAGAAUGAAGUUCAGUUGCCUGCAUCAGUAAAAAAUAUAAUGGACUCCUGGACAUGCCAAAAUGGGUUUCCAGUUUUAACAUUGAAUCUGUCCACCGGCAUUAUCAGUCAGGAACAAUUUUAUAAUAAAAGGACAGAAAACAAUACUACUUACAAUAACACAUGGAUUGUUCCUAUUUCUUGGAUAAGAAAUGGAUCUGCACAACCCUUAGUCUGGCUAGAUAAAAGUAGCAAAAUGUUUCCUGAAAUGCAAAUAUCAGAUUCAGAACAUGACUGGAUUUUGUUAAAUAUGAAUAUGACUGGGUACUACAGAGUUAAUUAUGAUCCAUUACAUUUGAAGAGAUUAGCAGAACUGCUUGAAAAAGACCCAAAGGCUAUUCCAGUUGUCAACAGGUUACAUUUGAUAGACGAUGCUUUUACAUUGGCACAGGCUGGAUAUAUUGAGAUUGAGUCUGUAUUUGAACUAACAAAGUACCUUGCCAAAGAAGAUGAAAUGUUUGUGUGGUAUACAGUACUGUCAAACCUAAUACCUGACAAUUUGGAAAAUAUUCUGAACAAAUAUGAAUUAUAUCCAUUUUUAAAGAAAUAUCUGUUAAAGAGAAUGUUGCCAAUAUACCAUUAUUAUGCAAGUAUUAUUCGUCAAAAUGUUGAUGCUUUGGCAGAUGACUAUUCUGAUCAAAUUUAUUUGGAAAAACUUAUUAAUACAGCAUGUUGGCUGGGUCUCCAAGACUGUUUAAACCUAUCUUCUGAACUUUACACUAAGUGGAUGGAGAACCCUGACAAUGAGAUUCCCUUUACUAUUAAAAGAACAAUCUGUUGUUAUGGUGUUGCAAUGGGAAGUGAUAAAGAAUGGGACUUUGCAUGGAAAAUGUAUAAUCAUAAUAAUUCCAAAGAAAUAGAUAAGGAUAUAAUGCUCUUUGCCAUGAGUUGCACCAGAGAGUCCUGGUUGCUUUACAGAUAUUUGCAGUACUCACUCAACAGUUCAUUAUUGUCUUCUAAUAAUACGGCCAUAGUCAUUUCAAAUGUGGCAUCUACUGAGAUUGGCCAACGCAUAGCUUGGGAAUUUGUAACAGAAAAUUGGCUACUUUUAAAUGAAAGGCAUGGGAAUGGAAUACUACAGAGAUUAUUGAGAAUUAUGGAAAACUUUGUCAAUACAGACUUACAGAUCCAAGAGUUGCAGCUUUUUUACAAUACUACACUGGACGAGGAUCUACGGACUGCUACUACUGAAACAUUGCAGUUUGCAAAGUUUGCAAAUAAGGAAAGGAGAAAACUCAUAGCCAGAUUUACUGAUUGGUUACGGAAAAAUAUAGAUGACUGACUUCUGAAAUCUGUUUCUCACAUAUAUUCUAUUAGAAUAUAGCUUGCUAGCAUUUUUAUACUAUUUUAUGAUUUAAUAAAGAGAUGAAGCACAUGAUUUAUAUUCGAAACCAAAGAUUCUAACCACAAAGCCAGACCAACCUGAUUCACAAUGGAAGCAUAAAAUUCUACAGAAAACAUGCAAGAAAACUAUCUGCAUAUUACAUCUAUCUUAUUUCCCUACGGGAUGAUGCUUGAGAGACUUAUUCUUAAAUAAAGUCAAGAAAAAUCUGCAGAAACAUUUUUAAAAUAUGUCAGCACUUUGGGGGAAUGAGCCCUGUGGUUAAAACACAGGACUGGAAGUUAAAAGACUUGGGUUUUAUUCUCUGUUCUGACACUGGCUUGCUGUGUGACCUUUAGGCAAGUCAUUUAAUCACACUGAGCCUCAGUUUUUGUAUUUGUGAAAAGGUAAUGGGGACGAUAAUACGUAAGUUAGAGCAGCGUUAUGGAACUUUAACUCUUGAAUGUUUGUUUGUGAAGUGCCUCUUGAUCCUCAGAGGGAAAGCACUACAGGAAUCCAAAGCUUACGUUUUUAUAUAUUGCGUGCUUUUUCAUCUACACUAAAUUUCAUUAGAGAAUUUGUAGAAGUUUUACUUUCUUCCGGCCUGUUAUUAGACUUAAUGGAGAUGACUGACAGCCAAAUAAAACUCAGGCCAUUAGUAUUAAAGCAAGUCUAUUAGCUUUUGGUUAAAGUGUAUUAGUUUGUGGGUUUGUUUAUUUGCACAGUUAACAAAUUAUGAAAAAAUGAAGUUGCACCAGUACCCCAAUAAACAAAGAAAGUAAUAUUACAUUACCCUAGGGAAACCCAGUGAGGAAGUAACAGGCAGUGUUAUAAAGGAAAUAAAGAGCACAAAACAGAGCAAUAUCCAGGAUUUCAAAAUCAGAGUUUUCAAUGUGGAAAAUUCGUUGUUGGGUUCCCAGUGCGCAUACGAGGAUGCUGACAGCCACAUCCUUAGCCCCAACUAAGGGUAUGUCUAAACUUGGAGCUGGGGGUGCGAUUCCCAGCCUGAGGAGAUAUGUAGCUGUGGCAGCACGGGCAGCAGGAAAGGCUGACCACCCUGAGUAUGUGCCUAUGGUCUUGGAUGGGUACGUACGCCGGGUGGGUAGCCCCUCCCACUGCUCCUAUGGCUGUGGCUACGCUCUAUUUUUAGCACACCCGCUUGAUCAAAACUAGUGCAGGAGUGUCUCCUGGAGCUUGGAAUCACACCCCCAGCUCAAAGGGUAGUUACACCCUUAGUCUCCUCUGCACCUCUCCAAUGGUGCAAAGUAUAAUUAAAGCUGCCUUUAGGCAGUACUGGAGGAUUCUGUCAGCACAAGGGACAUAUCUGCUGAUGUAGCCAGCUCUAUGCUAAACACUCCUGGUCUCCCCAGCACCCAUUCCAGGAUGGGGAGGGUUUGGGGGCGGAAUGCAAUAUGUUCCACUGAUCAUGGAUCGCAAAGGAGCUGCUCCCUGCUAGCAUGACUUAGAGCUUCUUCAGAUAGAUGCAUGACUGAUUUGUCCCCCUGCAGGACUGGUGCGAGGUGGAAAGGAAUGGAAUGACACCUAGGCUACCCCAGGUGGGCACCACUCUACACAAUCUCACUGCAGGAUUUAUCUACCUAACUUUCAGCACCCAGCCUAUCCAAACCAUUGUCUUUCCCAGCUAUCUGUAAACAUUCUCCCCUUUUCUUGUGUACAGAAAUGUCAGGUUUUUUCCUGAAUAAAAAUAUGUUAAUAAUUUAA
Chelonia mydas (Green sea turtle) is the source of this 5061-nucleotide messenger RNA. It is a transcript of the gene LVRN, whose product is annotated as laeverin. Gene Ontology annotation, cellular component: cytoplasm. The transcript has 21 exons. Gene Ontology annotation, molecular function: metalloaminopeptidase activity; zinc ion binding; peptide binding. The record is from RefSeq and is a predicted model, not a curated record. The coding region runs from base 226 to 3300 and encodes 1024 amino acids. Lineage: Eukaryota; Metazoa; Chordata; Testudines; Cheloniidae. Gene Ontology annotation, biological process: peptide catabolic process; proteolysis.